UUUUUGCUGACGUGGCUUAAUGGGCCUAACUGCAGAGACCUCCAGAUAUUUUUGCUGCCUCUGUAGCUUCAGAUAUUUCUUACCGUUGGAUCAGAGUCGGUUUGAAGUUAACUCGGGUGCUGAGCCGUCGGAUUAAUCCGGAAUGGCCUUUUUAGAUAUUUUUAUUUUGAUGAGGUAGACCGGUUUAGGUUUGAGCGGAGGAUGGCUGAGUGAAAGAUUUUUUUGCUUUUUUCUCCAGCUUUGCUUUUCAGGGAAACAAAAAGCAAGUUAAGCACACAAAAAAAAUUAACAAAUUUUAUUAUUGAUUGUUCUUGGGUUUAGUGGUGCAGAGAGAGUCAGCUGAGCGAGAUGGGUGAGGUGGUGGUGAGCAGUGAGGAGGUGGAGGUGAAGUUUGGCAGCAAGAGAGAGGAGAAGGCGGUGGAGAACGGCGGCGGAGAACGGAAGAGCAAGAAGGACGGAUUGGUGAAGUGGGAGAAAUUCUUGCCCAGGAUGGUACUGAGGGUAUUGCUCGUUGAAGCUGAUGAUUCCACCAGACAAAUAAUUGCUGCUCUGCUUAGAAAAUGCAGUUACAGAGUUGCUGCUGUGCCUGAUGGCUUGAAGGCAUGGGAGAUGCUGAAGGGAAGACCUCAUAAUGUAGAUCUUAUACUGACAGAAGUUGAUUUGCCAUCAAUAUCCGGAUACGCCCUUCUUUCGCUAAUUAUGGAGCACGAGAUUUGCAAAAGCAUUCCUGUUAUAAUGAUGUCCUCACAGGAUUCAGUUAGUACAGUAUAUAAAUGCAUGUUGAGAGGUGCCGCUGAUUAUCUUGUUAAGCCUAUAAGGAGAAAUGAGCUGAGAAAUUUAUGGCAGCAUGUUUGGAGAAGACAAGCUUCAAUAGUUGGUGGAAGUGGCCCCCAAGAUGAGAGCGUUGGACAGGAAAAGCUAGAAGCUACUUCUGAAAAUAAUGCUGCAAGUAAUCAGUCAAGUGGGUUCUUGGCUUGUAUUCAGAGAAACAAGGAGCAAAUUGAGAAAGGGAGUGAUGCUCAGAGUUCUUGUACGAAACCAGAUGCGGAAGCUGAGGGUGAGAACACAGACAAUAUGCAGGAAUUUUCACGGCUGAAUUGGAGUAAAUCUUUACCAAACGAUACAGAAAUGCAGCAGCAGAAAGAUUAUCCUGAUUUCUGCACAACACUGCCUGUAAAUGAGAAUGAGGCUGGAGUAGGGUCGUUGGCUGGUGCCUGCGAGGAAGUGAUUAAAGCAUCUGCAAAUGAAGAUGUUGGGCCAGAAAGUCAAGGGAGGGAUGCUAACAGCAAACAUGAGGCUUGUAAUGGCUUCGCCAGCUCCUCAAAAGAAGCCAUUGACUUCAUGGGGCAAUUUAGUACUCACAAAUCUUCUUCAAAUAAUGGCAUGAACAAGUUUGAGUUGCCACACCUUUUGGAUCUCUCCUUGAGAUGAUAUCAUCCAAGUGGCUCUGAGGAUCAAAUCUCCGGGGAAAAGCCUAUCCUUUGGCAUUCCAAUGCCUCGGCUUUCACAAGGUAUGCUAGCAGAGUCAAACAGCCCGAGUCUUCUACUUCGCCAAGUGUUUCUAAUCAAAGGAAAGAAUCGGGAAAUAUUUAUGAGAAGAAUUUAUCUGAUCUUGUUGGUGGGUUUAAUUGCAAUGCUCCUGGUCCACCAAGUACCCGAACCUCUCUGACUAUUUGGCAAUCUGAUUGUCAAUCUAAACAAUCUGAACAUGCCACAACUUCAUGGCCUCAACAGAGAGUUUUUCCUGUCCCCAUUCCUGUAAAAAGCAUCAAAGUUAAUAGUCCAAACACAGGCUAUGGUUCUGGGAUUCCUCCAAUAUUUGGAAGACAAUCAACUCCGUCACCAACACUGAGCCCUAGUUCAGCCAGCCAGCCAGAACUCACCUCUCGAGCAAAUACAUUUUGUUGGCCUGGUUUUGGAAACAGUAAAUGUGAACAGAUGUAUUUGUAUGAUGGAAUGGGUCAAAAUGUAAAUUCAGCCAACCAAUUUAUGUACAACAAAUUGGAAUCUUUGGAGGAUCGAGGACAUAUUUCUCCCGCCACGGUUCAGAGUGGAACUAGCAGUUUCUGCAACGGUGCCAUAAGCCAUCUUAACGGCUAUGCCAGUGCAUGUGGAAGUAAUGUCAAUGUUGAUCAGGUUUCCCUUAUCAGAGAAGGUCCAGAGAGCAAGAACGAAGACAGUUAUUUCUCUCCCACGAGAAACUCACAACGCUCCCUCCAAAGGGAAGCAGCUCUUACCAAGUUUCGUCUAAAGCGAAAAGAUAGAUGCUUUGAGAAAAAGGUUCGGUACGAAAGUAGGAAAAAGCUUGCUGAGCAGCGACCUAGAGUAAAAGGACAAUUUGUUCGACAAGUGCACCCGGAACAUGCACCUUCAACAGCAGAAAAUCACUAUGGCAAUUCAUCUAGUGGCUAGCUACUCCAUUUUACGAAAAUAGAAUGAAAAGAACCUACAGAACAAUGAGUUGGAUCACUCCAGCCUCGUUUUCUCCAGAUUCAGAAGCAAUGAAGCAGAGUUGGAUCAAAGUUGGUAAAUGCUUUUCUCUAACACAACCUACAAACCCGACUUGUUUCUCGAUAUUCAUAAGGGAAUUACCAUUUAGGUAUUGUAAAAUAUCGCUAUAACAUGCUAGUUAUGCUAUAUGUAUUUUUACAUGACUCGAUUGCCUGAUUAUUCUUUUUGCUUGUUAACAUGUAAAUUUGUUUAUUCUAAUAUUGAGCAACAUAAAAACCGGGUAUAUAGCCAGCCAAA
Molecule: messenger RNA, 2748 nt
Organism: Carica papaya (papaya)
Lineage: Eukaryota; Viridiplantae; Streptophyta; Magnoliopsida; Brassicales; Caricaceae
Gene: PRR5
Product: two-component response regulator-like protein
Biological process (GO): phosphorelay signal transduction system; cytokinin-activated signaling pathway
Molecular function (GO): protein binding
Source: RefSeq, a predicted model, not a curated record